CAAAACAGUGAGACGGAAAUUGCUGCUGCAUUCUCUCUCCCUAAACACUCCAAGGACAGAAAACAGUUACUUGAGAAGCUACGAAACAGGCAACUACCAACACAAUCAAGAGGUUAUAGAAAGAAAAAGAGGACCACUGAAAAUUAGGAGGCGCACAGGAAGAUCAGAAAUCGAGCUGAGUGCCAAAACAUUUGUGCAUUGUGUAUACUGUAAAGGCCUGUUUGUUCGCAAGGAGCUGUGGCGCCAUACACGGAGAUGCCCUUCAAAGAUGUCUGAAGCAACUGGCAAAGCCAAAGUAUUAGAUUUGGCUGAUAUUGCAGAGUCAACAUUCUCCCAACCAAUAUCUCCUCAGGUGUGGAAGAUCUUGGGAAAUAUGAAGAAUGAUGACAUUUCAUCAGUAGUUCGAAAUGAUUUCCUCAUACUUCAGUUGAGUCAAUGUCUUUACAACAAGCAUGGCAGUGAUCCAUCAAAAUCUGAAUACAUCAGACAGAAGGCUCGAGAAAUGGGCAGACUCUUGCUAAGAUUGAGAAGAAAAUACUCCAUAUAUAGCUUUGAAGAUGCUGUGAAACCGAACCAUUUUUACAAAGUCCUUGAGGCUGUGAAAGAUGUUGCUGGUUACGAUGAAAAGAGCCAUUUGUAUAAGACGCCAAGUCUUGCACUGAAGUUAGGACAUUCACUUAACAAGAUUGGUGACGUUAUUCUCUGCAGGGCCAUCGCAGUAGAGGAUGAUGUUGUGACAAAAGCAGCAGAGCGAUUCAAAAGACUGUGCUCAAGUGAAUGGGCAGGACAUGUCUCGCAUGCUGCUCUUGCUACUUUGAACAAAUCAAAGUUCAGCAAACCAUCUACUAUACCAUUCACACAGGACGUGCAGCUUCUCCACCAGUACCUAGAGAAGAAAUCAGUUGAAGCUUUUGAAAGCCUAAAAAAUCACGAGUCUUCACAGACAUAUGCAGAACUUGCCAAAGUGGCACUUGCACAAGUAAUAAUAUUCAACAGACGUUGUGCAGGAGAAGUCUCAAAAAUGACGCUCGAGUGCUUUAAGAAAAGAAACCAGGCUGAGCUCCACGAGGACAUAGCUCUCUGUCUCUCUCCAUUUGAACAAAAAAUGUCCAAGCAUUUCAGCAGAGUAGAAAUCAUGGGCAAGAAAGGGAGAAAAGUUGCUAUUUUGUUCAAUCCUGAACUUGUCAGAACCAUUAAACUUAUUGUGGAGAAGAGAGAUGCAUGUGAAGUAGACGGGGACAACCCCUUCCUAUUUGGAAGACCAAAGUGCUCACCCACCAGCUUCUUCAGAGGACAGGACUGCAUCAGGCUUUUUGCAAGUCAGUGUGGUGCGAAGAACCCAGAACAUCUCAGGUCUACACAGCUCCGCAAGCAAGUGGCAACAAUGUCCCAGAUUCUCAGUCUUAAGGAUAACGAGCUGGACCAACUUGCCAACUUUUUGGGCCAUGACAUUCGAGUCCAUAGAGACUAUUAUCGGUUGCCAGAUGCAACUAUAGAAAUUGCAAAAAUCUCAAAGCUGCUACUAGCAAUGGAAAAAGGAAGUCUCGCAAGAUUCCAAGGAAAACCUCUCGAUGAAAUUGAGAUUGAAGAUGAAAUUGAUCUGGAAUUAGACGAUGAAGAAAUAAGUGAUGAAGAUGAUGAAGAGUCAGAUCCUGCACAUGGAGUAAGGGGAAAAAGAAAAAUGUCCCCAGAUGAGGCUGAGAGCUCCACAGAGGCCAAAUCAAGGAGAAUUGUGAAAAGGCCAUGGAGCCCAAAUGAAGCGAAUGCAGUCAUGAAACAUUUCAAAGCCCAUAUUUCAAAAGGACACCUCGUAACAACGGCAGAGUGUAAGCAGUGCAAGGCUGUAGAGGACCCUGUUCUAAGAGAAAGAACAGUACAGAAUAUAAGGGAUUUCGUGAGGAACCGAGGUAUGCAGUUAAAAAAGAAAUGUUCUUAGAUUAGUUAGUUUUGUUGACCCAGUGAAGUUGAAAAGAAAAGAUGAAAAA
Messenger RNA from Sinocyclocheilus rhinocerous, 1985 nucleotides. RefSeq lists its product as uncharacterized. NCBI's taxonomy places the organism in Eukaryota, Metazoa, Chordata, Actinopteri, Cypriniformes, Cyprinidae. The record is from RefSeq and is a predicted model, not a curated record. The coding region runs from base 269 to 1936 and encodes 555 amino acids. The transcript has 4 exons.